Linderina pennispora is the source of this 1537-nucleotide messenger RNA. Its product is annotated as RabGAP/TBC. Bases 123 to 1328 code for a protein of 401 amino acids. Lineage: Eukaryota; Fungi; Kickxellomycota; Kickxellomycetes; Kickxellales; Kickxellaceae. Gene Ontology annotation, molecular function: GTPase activator activity. The transcript has 2 exons. Gene Ontology annotation, biological process: activation of GTPase activity. The record is from RefSeq and is a predicted model, not a curated record.
CAGGGACUGUGCAGGCAAGAGGGGCCACGGCUGGCGGCAGCCUUGCUUUUCUUCGCUCCAGCUAUGCCCGCGUUUUCUUGAAUUUCCAGCGUACCUUACAGUAGCUUGCAUUAUCCUUCGCAAUGGCCUCGUCCAACGUCCGACAGUCGUCCUUUUGGAAGCGCACGCCUGCAUUCACGCCGUCCAGGGUGGAGCUCGUAUACAGCAGCACAGCGCACACGGACACCGCCGCCGACCUGGCGCCCAAAGCCAAGCAGCAGCCAGCAGCGGCACCAGAACCAGCAGCAGAGCCGGCAACAGAGCCAGAGCCACGCACAGCCGACCUCAACCCGCUAGCAGCAGCAGGGCCUCCCUCGCCACCAGUCUCCAGCACGCUGGAGGACAAGUUCCAGGCACUGCUGUCGUCGCCGCACGUGGACCUGGAGCAGCUCAAGAAGCUCAGCUGGAAGGGCAUCCCGUCCAGGCACCGGCGCACAGCAUGGCAGCUGCUUAUGGGAUACCUGCCGCUGAACGGCAGCCGUCGCGCAGCCACAGUGGCUCGCAAACGCAAGGAGUAUGCGGACUGGACCGCGCAGACGUUCCAGCGCGGCGAGGCGUCGCUGGACCGGCAGGUGUGGCACCAGAUCCGCAUCGACGUGCCACGCACGCGGCCUGAUUCGCCGGUGAUCCAGCACGUGCGCGUGCAGCGCAGCCUGGAGCGCGCGCUGUACUGCUGGGCGGUGCGGCACCCGGCUAGCGGCUACGUGCAGGGCAUCAACGACCUGCUGACGCCGUUCUACUGCGUGUUCCUGGGCGAGGCAGAAGUUGACAGUGUCUCGGACCAGGCGCUGGCUGAGACCGAGGCCGACGCGUUCUGGUGCCUGACGCGGCUGCUGGACGGAAUCCAGGACAACUACACGCAUGCACAGCCGGGCAUCCAGCGGCAGGUGGUCAAGCUGCGCGAGCUGGUGUCGCGCAUCAACCGGCCACUGGCCGACCAUCUCAGCGCCGAGGGCAUAGAGUUCAUCCAGUUUGCAUUCCGGUGGAUCAACUGCCUGCUGAUGCGCGAGGUCAGCCUGGCCAACACCGUGCGCAUGUGGGACACGUACCUGGCCGAGCCCGACGGCUUCUCGACCUUCCACAUCUACGUCUGCGCAGCUUUCCUGCUGCGCUGGGCCGCCGAGCUGAUGCAGCUCGACUUCCAGAAAGCCAUUCUGUUUCUGCAGAACCCGCCCACUGCCGCUUGGACCACGCAGGACAUUGAGCUGCUGCUGGCCGAGGCAUACAUGUACAAGUGCCUGUACCACGACUCGCCCAGCCACUAUGCGGCGACGGCCACGCGGCGCUGAUUUGAAAAUACAUGGUUCAAAAUAUUGGCAGAACAGUAAAAGAACAUUACGGCCGCUGGAGACGAGUCAGAGCACCCCCAGCGCUGAGCCCACCAGCCACGCCGCGCACGUGCCAGCCACGCCCAACCCCCACACGCUGGUCCGCACCAGCGGCAGCGCGGCGACCAGACCCACGGGCGCCAGCAGCGCACCAAAGGUCGAGAGCCACG